ACUUCAAGCGUACUUGUGGAACUCUCCAGUGUUCAGACAUGGUGUCAGCAGGCUUGCAGAUGCUGGGCGCCGCCUUCUGCAUCAUCGGUUGGAUUGGGACUAUUGUAGUGUGCGCUCUUCCCCAGUGGAAGGUGACAGCCUUCAUUGGCAGCAACAUCGUCACGGCUCAGACGUCCUGGGAGGGCAUCUGGAUGAGCUGCGUGAUCCAGAGCACGGGCCAGAUGCAGUGUAAGGUCUAUGACUCCCUGCUGGCUCUGUCCCGCGACCUCCAGGCCGCUCGUGCACUCGUCAUCAUUUCCAUCCUGCUGGGUGUCCUGGGAGUGCUGCUGUGCCUGGCAGGGGGCAAAUGUACCAACUGCGUGAAAGACGAGGGCUCUAAAGCCAAAAUCUGUGUGGCCUCUGGUGUGGUCUUCAUCUUGGCUGGCGUGUUGUGCCUCAUCCCUGUGUGCUGGACGGCAAACACCAUCAUCAGGGACUUCUACAACCCCCUGACCUCCGGAUCCCAGAAGAGGGAGCUAGGGGCCGCCCUCUUCAUCGGCUGGGGGGCCUCGGCCCUCCUCAUCAUAGGCGGUGCUCUCCUAUGCGCCAACUGUCCCCCCAAGGACGAGUAUGCCGCCAAGUACUCAGCGAGCCACGCGUCUGCACCCAAAGAGUAUAUCUGAGGAAGCCGACAAAAGACUUUCAUGUUGAUCAUACAUUUCAGGACGUCCUGCUUUGUCAUUGCCAAGAUAACGAACCACAGACGGCAACCAGGACCGGCUUGUUGACUGGAAAGUAGCUCUCAUUUGACAAACAUUUAAUGUUACGUUUCUGUUUCUGCAUGACUUUUUAUACUCCAUUGGAAUUCUUACCUGUGUUUUAUACUGUAUCGUCAACACGUGUAAAUAAAAACUAUUUUAUCAAGAACAUCAAAAUGAUCUCUUCUUUUGAUCAUUUUGCUCAUCAAACAUCAAUAAGAACAUCAAAAUGAUCUCUUCUUUUGAUGUUCUUUUUAAAUGUUCUAUUUUAACAAUCUUUUAAAAUCAUUUGAUGAAAGAAACUUAAGCUUUGAUAACUCAAAAGGAGCAGCCUUUGCUACGGGCAAGAGAAAACAGCACAAUCAUUUCUGUUUGCAUUUGUAUUUUGUAUACUGUAGAACCUUGGUUAGCAUCAUUAAUCUGUUCCAGAAGGUGGAUGCUAACCAAAUAAAGUUUUCCCAUAAGAAAUGAUGUAAAUCCAAUGAUAGUUGUCCUUUGGUUAAUUUGUUCCAGGCCCGACUGA
Molecule: messenger RNA, 1260 nt
Organism: Dunckerocampus dactyliophorus (ringed pipefish)
Lineage: Eukaryota; Metazoa; Chordata; Actinopteri; Syngnathiformes; Syngnathidae
Product: claudin-4-like
Exons: 1
Coding region: 39-662 (207 amino acids)
Biological process (GO): cell adhesion; bicellular tight junction assembly
Cellular component (GO): bicellular tight junction; plasma membrane
Molecular function (GO): structural molecule activity
Source: RefSeq, a predicted model, not a curated record